Equus caballus (horse) is the source of this 4232-nucleotide messenger RNA. Lineage: Eukaryota; Metazoa; Chordata; Mammalia; Perissodactyla; Equidae. The record is from RefSeq and is a predicted model, not a curated record.
GGGGGGAGGCCCGGGACCGGGAGCGGAUUCCCCCAACUCCCUCAGCCCCUCCCCCGCCGGGCCCGAGCGUGAGGAGGGGGGCCCGGCCCGGCCCGCGUCGAGGGUGAGGAGGACCCGGGCCGGCCCACGGGCCGUCUGGGCCUGGUCCGGCCCGCCGGGCGUGUGAAGACAGGGGCCCGGGGCGGCCCGGCCGAAGGAGCGGAGGGGAGGGGCCUGGUCCGGCCCGGCCGGUGCGCGAGGACUGGGGCCCGGCCCGCCGCCGCCGCCGCCGCCGCCGCCGCCGCCGCCGCGAUGGCCCAGCAGCAGAUGACCAGCUCGCAGAAGGCCCUGAUGCUCGAGCUGAAGUCCCUGCAGGAGGAGCCGGUGGAGGGCUUCCGGAUCACCCUGGUGGACGAGUCCGACCUCUACAACUGGGAGGUGGCCAUCUUCGGACCCCCCAACACCCUCUACGAAGGCGGCUACUUCAAGGCGCAUAUUAAAUUUCCUAUUGACUACCCAUAUUCACCACCUACCUUCAGAUUCUUGACCAAAAUGUGGCACCCCAACAUUUAUGAGGCAAACUCAUGUCUAAAUUUCCCUUGGGUUGUUAAAAUUGUACUCAUUAUUCAAGGUGCAUCUCAAAGCUUCGUCAACCACACCAGUUCCCAGAAUGGAGACGUAUGCAUUUCGAUUCUUCAUCCGCCUGUAGAUGACCCACAGAGUGGAGAGCUGCCCUCGGAAAGGUGGAAUCCUACUCAGAAUGUCAGGACUAUCCUGCUAAGUGUAAUCUCAUUGCUUAAUGAGCCCAACACCUUCUCCCCAGCCAAUGUGGAUGCUUCAGUUAUGUUCAGGAAAUGGAGGGACAGUAAAGGAAAAGACAAAGAAUAUGCUGAAAUCAUUAGGAAACAGGUUUCAGCCACUAAAGCUGAAGCAGAAAAGGAUGGAGUAAAGGUCCCCACGACCCUGGCGGAAUACUGCAUCAAAACUAAAGUGCCUUCCAAUGACAACAGCUCAGAUUUGCUUUAUGACGACUUGUACGACGAUGACAUCGAUGAUGAAGAUGAGGAGGAGGAAGAUGCCGACUGUUAUGAUGAUGAUGAUUCUGGGAAUGAGGAGUCGUGACGUGCUCCUCCGAUGCCCCUGUACUGCCCUGCCGACUCAGGCCAAAGGGAGGGGAGCGAGUGGGGACCUAGCAGGGGCCCCUCAGCAAAACCUCUCACAGGGGUAGGGACACAUGCGAGGCUCCUGCUGACUCCCCUUAUGGAUCCCAGUUUGCUCCUUUUUAUGGACCUCUUAAUGGAGAGAAAAUAACCCUCCAGAGAAUGUCUGAAUUCUUGCAUUCUUUACCCUUCCAUCACUGUAUUGAUUCUUUUUUUUUUUUUCUUUAAACCCAAACUCCUGCCUCACUUCGUCUCUACAAAAUGUUCACAGCAAAACACAUUUGGUCUGUUUUAGAUUCCUGAAGAAUUAAAUAGUCUUUCAUCGAGACAGUUAAUGUGUUUAAAGCGGAGAGCCCAUUGGAAGUUCACAAGUGCUGCAUAUGCUGGUUAGCAAAAGAAAAUGGAAAAAAAAAAAAAAAACAUAAAAACCCCACAAAACAAACUUUUUUUAAAAAAAGCAAAUUUGCCAAGGUUUAGCUGCUCCUUUACCUUAGCGUGUGUGCAUUUGUUCAGCCCCAUGGUGGUGAAUUUUGUUUCUUUCCCUUCUUAAGGCUGGGGCCCAGCGGGCAUCAGGGACUUUGUGCUGAGCCUGAUGACAUGUGUUCCUAAGGGCACAGAGCCCCUCACCCUCCAGGAAAGCGUCCUAACAUGGAGGCCUCAGCUGCUCUGAGGAGAGAGAUCAGAUUUUGUUUUUUGAAAUCGAUUGGGAUCUAAAGCCUGAAAUAAAUAUUCAUACUUUACAUAGAACUGAGCACUUGAUUGCUAUUUAUUUUAAAGGCAGAGUUAUAUCCCCCCAGGGAGUGGGGAGAGAGUGGGGAUUAGUGUGUGUGUGGAGUCUUAGUGAUGGGAGCCAAGAAUUAAAAGUCACUAUGCCAAUUUUGGUUCACGCUGCUGGGGAAAAAGUCCAAACUACUGGUGACCACUGCUGGGCGAGAAAACAUCUGUUUUCUGUAUUUAACGUGGCCUCUCCCUCAAGAAUACACUCUCACCAUGAGGACUUUUUUAUGUAGCCAGUUUUAAUUACUCAGUAUUAAUACUAGGUGCAUGUGUUAAGAUUUUGGUUUUCAUGGAGCUGCUUAUACCGACAGUGAUAACUGUGGAUACAUGUGAGACAUGAGUGACCGGUUCCCGCUUUCCUCACCGGAUGCCACCUGGACUUUCCUCUCCUGUCACUGUCCUCUUUGGCGUGCACGCAGAAGUUGUGCAUGGCGCUUGCCCUGGCUGCUUCGACUCUUCGGGCGGGCCGAGGGGGCGGCUGCAGGCAGUGUCUGUGCAACACUAGAGCUUCUUGCCGGGCACUGGCUGCCGCUCUGAUGGCCCAUCUCAAUCGUGUGUUACUUGGAUCAGUGCUGAGAUCCAUCAGCCUUCACCCACCAGGGACUGCGAACUUGGAGGUGAUGUCUGUUUCUUAUGGAGCGGGCCAGUGCAUAAGGCGGGCAGUGUUCCUUCAGUGGGGAGAAUCGUUACAAUGUAAACUGACAAACUUCACAAGGAAAGUACAGCAGAGACGACUACAGUCCUACUUCAGACUCCUGCACACUAGCGUCAACUCCUUUUCGGCAGAUCGCAGCUCAGAAAGAACCAAGGGUUGGUGAGGGAUGGCAGGGUGGAUCCUAGGACAGCGUAGGUGACGCUUACUUCCUUAGCCCCUCCUUCCUUUCUGAUCUCAGGGUUUUCAUUCGCUCUUCAAACUCUCCCGACAUUUGCUCAUUCCCAGCAGCGCUCUCUGGCCUCUAAAGUUAGGUCUGGUACCAAGUGGGAACGUUUCACGUGCUAAGGUUCACACAGGACAGUGUCGAGCCUGGCCCCAGAAACUGUCCAGUCCCCUUGGGGCCGGGGCUACUUGUACCCCUGAAUCUAGUGAUUCCAGUUGGACUCAGAACAGAGCAGCUCUUUGUGACAAAACACUCUGACCACAAACUCUGACAGAAGGAUGUUGGAACUAGCUUUUGACUCCCCAUGCUUAAAUAAUCCUUCCAGAUAACCUGCAGAUAUUCUGGAGCCCAAAGUCUCUCAUAAUGCUUUGAUUACUCCCUGUCUCACUCACACACACACACGUUUACAGCCAGUAGCUUGGUCUUGCUUUCUUUCCCUUUACUGCGAAAGCAUUUCUCUCCCAGGGCAGGCCAGGCACCUUGGCUUUGUGGGAGGUGCUAUGCUGCUCGGCCCUGUUGGCCUCUGUUGCACAUUGACUCAGGGAGCCAGAGAGCCAGGUGGAGGUCGUACCUCUCAGCCCCUUGGGGUGGACUACUGAGGGCUGGGUUUGCCUCUGAUGAGAGUACAAUCAGUUCCAGAAAAGACUGGGGUGUGUGGAUAAGCUAGCAGGUAGACAUGCUGAUAGCUCAGACUGAACCUGUAAAACCCAGAUGCUGGUUCCAGAGCUGCCCUGAGAACACACCCUCGUGCAAGAGAAAACAAGCAUGUCCCUCUGUUGUUUGGAGUGGAGAUCUCGGGCUCAGGCCAGAACCUUGUGAGUACAGUUGUGCUGAUUAGUUGGUCUCACAUUAACCUAACAUCCUGCAUUUUUAGAUUCCUUUUGAUUCCAGUGGAGGCGUCUCCGGAUGCUCUUCAGGUCUGCGUAUUUUGAGGCUGGGUGGAGAAAGUCAAACAUCAUGAUUCUCUUGUUGCUUCUCAAAGUCUUCCCCCCUUUUUCUAUUUCAUAUCAUUCCAGACUUCUUUUCUAUUAGCCAAGCUUUUUUGUAGUUCCUUCUUUCCUCUUCCCUGGUAAUUAUUUGCUUCUUUAUUUGCUGGUUUCCUUAUGUUUGGGACAUACAUAGUAAGAGAUUGAAGCGUAAAAUGUGUAGUUCUCCACUGAAAAUUAACUCCACUCCUCCCAUCCUGAUAAAAAAAGGUUUACAUUUACAAAGAUUCAGAUGCAAUUUUCAACUAUUCUGAAACCAGCAGGACACACCUGACUUUAAUAGUUUUCUUAGCUGAAAUUGUAGAUGUUUUUCUUCAGUUUAACUUAUGAGAAAAGAUUAUCGGAUGCAUUUUGUGUUGAAUUUCCCUUUUAGUGGUUUAUUUUGUCUUUUUCUGCCCAUCUGUCUACUAAUAAAAUGUGAAAUAAAAUAUACCUGUAUUGCUACUUCCCCA